Carcharodon carcharias (great white shark) is the source of this 3588-nucleotide messenger RNA. Its product is annotated as transcriptional-regulating factor 1-like. NCBI's taxonomy places the organism in Eukaryota, Metazoa, Chordata, Chondrichthyes, Lamniformes, Lamnidae. Bases 460 to 3291 code for a protein of 943 amino acids. The record is from RefSeq and is a predicted model, not a curated record. Gene Ontology annotation, molecular function: transcription corepressor activity. The transcript is spliced from 17 exons. Gene Ontology annotation, cellular component: transcription regulator complex; histone deacetylase complex. Gene Ontology annotation, biological process: negative regulation of DNA-templated transcription; regulation of transcription by RNA polymerase II.
AAGCUCUCUGACCUGCCGAGACGUACCUGACAAGAGUUAGCGUACACAGCUGCCCAGAAGCAGUCAGAGAUACAGAAGUGUCAACGCACCCAUAGGAGUCAACAGAAAAACAAGGCGAGGGUUCGAGCAGAUAUGACUUUUCAAGAUAGCAUAAGUACUGCGGUCACAGGAGGAAGGAAAUGCUGUCUCGUUCAGCCUCACAGUGUAGCUUCAAGAGAGGCAGCCUAGACAUGGAGGGAGACCUUAACAGCUGUAGUGUAGAGCAACUUCGACUACCAACAACUCUGGUGCUGAUUGACAUAUGGUCAUCAGAGAGACGGACAGGUUUAGGAAGAAAACUCCAAAGCUUAAAACACAGGCGGCCAGUGGCGGAGUGAUUAAAAUCAGCUCAGGGCUCCGGUGACUGAUGACCUCCAGAUUUUAUUGGCCUACGCGGAUUAGCCAGAGGGGGGUCAAGCCAUGGGCGACCAGCAGCUGAGCCAGCCGGAGACCAGCGAGGGAGCAGGACUGCUCUUCUUUCAGCAUCACCAGGGGCAGUGUGGCCCCCUGCCCGGGAUGGAGGGCAACCUCUCGCACGCGCUUGGACUGGAGAGUGUCCCGGAGACCAACUCUCCUGCCUCGCCCUGCUUUGAUCCUGACCCCACGGACAGCAGGCUGGAAAUGGACGGACACAAGGGGAUGGAGCUGGCCGGAACCACUAGCUGGAGCCACACGGAUAUGGGCAGCCAAGUAAACAUCAAGCAAGAAUCUGGCAAUCCCAGGCUGGUGAGGGCAGGGAGUGGGUAUACCUACGGUCUCCCAUUCGAACAAUGCGAGAACCAACUGCCUAAACGGACGGAUGGGAAGUUGGACUCGUUUAACGAAGCCUUUGCCAACCGGCACUCCCUCGUUCACGGCUCCAGUGUGAUGGGCAACUAUGCCCAGAACGUCACGCUGCGGCAGAUGCUUUCCGAGAAACCUCCAGCGCACCGCUACCCUCACCCCAGAUUGCCCCAGCACUUGCCGUGUAUGCCCGCAACCCAGCAGCCUAAAGUCAUGCUUCCACAAUCGCUGCACUACACCUAUCCUCAGCUGCGGCGCUUGACAGGGCUGCAGCAGCAGCAGCAGCAGCAGAUGCCCACUGUCACCCAGCAGAUGGCACAGGAUAUCCUGCAGCAGCCCACGGUCUCAAUGCAGCAACAGCAGCUCCAUAAGCCCUCAGGAGAGGCCAAGCAGCAGAGUGACAGCCAGCACCAGAUGAGCCACUAUCACCAGAUGCAGCAGCCGAGUCACCAUCACCUGCUGCAGCACAUGCAGAUGGCACAGAUCAGUAGGGAUCCAGCCCAGCGCACGGUCCUCCAGCAUCAGUGUCAGCCAGGAAAGUUCGAGCAAUUCCACCACUCGCUCAAUGCACCACCUCAAUACCUGUACGGUGAAAGACAACACUACAGGGUACAAGGGCAGCAGAGAGACACCCUGACACACCAGCUGUACCAGCAGCCCACUCACAGCUCACCAGUGCAGAGUCCUCAACAGCUCAACACCUCUCCCUCCAUGCAGUACGCACGGAGCUGUUCACGACAGGAGCUGGAGAACGGCGAACACUCGGGGUGCGCGGAGCUCCAGAGUCCGCUGAGCAUGGCGGUGUCCAAGGACGUGGGAUCACAGGCCUGCCCAUCAGGCAUCUUCUGGCAACAGGUUCACCAAGUUCCUCAAGCCUGUGUGAGAAUGUCAGACCAAAGGAGAGGGAUGGAAGAGAAGCCAGACACCUCAUAUUCUUUCACCUGCAGCUACUGCAAGGAACAAUUCAGGAGCCUCUCAGCCUUACACAUUCACUCGGGCACUAAUGGAUGUAUGAGGACAUCUCACAGUGUGAGCCAGAAUGAUGGAGAGAAGCCUCCAAGGGAUGGCAGCCAGCUCUCUCCUCCCUUCACGGCCACUUCCAUGUCAGUGAAAAUUGAAAGAUGCAGGCAAGACACCCUCCUGGAGGAGAACACAGGCAGCUUCCUAUCUGAGCAGGACAUGCCAACCCUCACCAGAAUGGUUGACUUUCCAGCACAAGAGAGCUCCGAACCUCUCAUUCCCAGGUACCAUUCUGUCACAGUGUAUCAAAGCUAUCUUCGUUCGACAAACACCAUCAUGGGACAGCAGCAAUCAUCUUCUGGUCUCGCCUUGGAACCACCCCAUUACACACCGCUGCCAAUGCUGGAUCCUAACCGCAAGGGUUCGGGACUGUUCUCCAAUCUCAGUGCCAUUGAUCCCAGCACCAAUUCCACACCAUCCCCAUUCCCAUGUAACCAAUUCAAUGGAUUUGAGUUUGUUCAUAAGAAUAACACAGCAACAGUGAACAAUCCAAUUCCCUGCAUAAACAUCGGGCCUCGUUUCCAGGCUGCAAUCCCUGACUUAGCGGACACGUCCCCAGGUGAACAGGACAUACAUAGAGCGGAUUUGGUGUGGAGGCCUUGGAAGGAAUUGAUAGAAAAUGAUGAAGUGCAACAGAAGGUGGAGGACCUGCUGAACAUGGCUUGUUCCAGUGUGUUGCCAGGUGGAGGGUUGAACCGUGAGUUCACCCUACACUGUCUCUCCGAGUUGGACGGUGACAUCAUGGCUGCACUGGAGAUGCUGCUAUUGAACAAUGGAGCCCGUCCUACAUCCCAUCCAUUGGCUGAUUACCAUUACACAGGAAGCAGUAACUGGACUCCCAGCGAACGCAGGGUUUUCAAUAAAGCUUUUGGGAUGCACAGGAAGGACUUCCACAUGGUUCAGAAGAUGGUGAGAUCCAAACUAGUUACAGAAUGUGUUGAGUAUUAUUACAACUUUAAGAAAAGUCUUAAGUUCAACAAGAAGCAUCGCCAUCGACCCUUGGACACGGAUGAGGAUUGGAACAAUGUCUUCAGACAAGACACUGACUGUGAGCAGCCAUUUCCCAGUUCACAAUCGAUACAACCUGUUCACAGAGGGGAGCAAGAGAGUCCUUGCCCCACAGUCAUCGGCAACUUCCCCUGCAAACAGUGUGGAAAGAUGUUUUACAAAAUCAAGAGUCGAAACGCUCACAUGAAGAUCCACAGGCAACAGGAUGACUGGCAGCACAGGUCUCAAGAUGCCCUUUACCCUCCAGUCACCUAUACAGGGGCAGCGUUGGCCAAAUCGACGACUACCCCACCUGCCUAUCCCAGCUGGGACAACAGAGAGAUCCAGGAGCAGCUGGAGGCCAUGUCGGAGGCUAUGACCUGUACAAGUCUGCCCCCUCUGUACCACCAGGAUGUCAAACUGAAUCUUGCCAAAGAAAAGUGCCAAAAUAUUUUCAUAUAACGAGCUCAAAGGAAUGGGCCAAGACAAUUCUUUGUAAAGCACUAACUGUGAAGAUUUAAAUGCCUCUGGCAUACAGAGGGCGCAAAGCCACAAUCCUGAUUUAUGCACAGUGACUUUGGUUUAACAUCUACAGAAACUGAACCCCUUUUACCAAUGAGCAUUUACAGCACUGGGACUAAUGAUUUUAUUCAUUUUCUCUCACUGGUAGCUUUUUAUAUUCAAAUUAUGUAUUUCACAUUUUUAUUGACGUAGCAUAUCUGUCCAUCUAUCCAUCUUUGGUUAACUCUCGAAUCUCAC